GCCAGAACUUUGGGACAAUCCUGACGUCAACGUGCAUGCCCUUAUUGAGGCGAAUGACACUGACGAGUUGCUUGACCCUACACACGAUGGCUACGUCAUGUUUGGAGCUCCCAACGCCUCUGGCUGGGGUGGCAUUGUGUAUGGAGGGUGUCAAGCUGGAAGGGAGGUGCCAACCUCUGGCGUUUGGAUCACCAUCCCAGAAACCGCUGUGCCGAGGACCAGCACUUUGCGCUGGCAAGUUGCGCAAAGUAGACACAGAGAGAUCAUGGCGAUCGGAGAGAUUUUCCUGGAGCUGCUUCAACCCAUUGCGGAAGAGCACACCAUCGUCCAGCUUGAAGCAGGUGCAUGUUGGCAGAUGCUGAGAAAAGAUAAGGAUUCGAAGAAAGAUUUCAAUCCAGCAGGUGUGCUGCCAAGUCUUGCGCCCCGGCAAAAAACAGUGACGAUACAACCCAUCCUAAGGAUCAAAGUUUCCACCCAUCUGCCACCAGCUGGGAGCAAGCCGCCUGAUGGGCAAACUGAACAAGAUGGGGCACUCACAAAAUCCUGCUUUCUUUCGGAAUCAGAACAUGAUGAGAUGCCGGAAAUGUUCAGUCUCAGCACGUCAAGCAUAGUUAGCUACCCUGCCUUGCAAAUCACUGGAAGUGAGUGGGGUGGACCUGCUUCUUCGCUACUUCAAGAGGAUCUUGUGCGAAACCAGAGGCUGAAGCACCAGCUAUCACAAUUGCGCCUGAGCGACUUUUUUGAUGUGCAUGGUGGGCCUCAUUUCAAACUCUUGAGCAUCGCCUUUGCGGCCAAGCAGAACCGAGAUGUUGGCAGCACAUUUGGAUCUACUGGUGAUCUUCAUGCUUCUGUAGACGUUUCGACCUUGCAACGGCAUAUGGAUGAGAUGGAUGAGAUGGCUUUGGAUGAGAGGACAGGCAUGCUGGGAAGCUCCAAGGCAUUUCUUGCGGCUUCAGAGGCCCGAGCUAAAGAUAUGCUGAUGACACGGGAAAAGGCCGAAGCUCUCUUGAGAAAGGUUAAUGAUCAAGAACGUCUGCGCACAGCAGAUGUGAACCAACGCAGGCUUGGCCGACUAUUUGCAGAGAUAUCUGCCUUUGAGACAGUCCUGCCCAAUGACAUUGAUAUCAAAGAUAUUAUGCCAACUGAUUCUCUCGAAGAAGAAGAGAAUACAGCGAAGCAGUUGACUGAGAGACAAAAUGCAUUUCUUGCAGACGAGAAGUUUGUAGAAGGGUCACAGAUGUCGUGGCUCUUCACACAGACUGAAGUGCUUCUGAUCACAAGGUGCAUGCAACGCUGGAGUAACUCAACCCAAGCAGCACAUGGAGCAGUCGUCACAGCUGGGAUGGAUCGGCCGACCUUUUGCCGAAUGCUGCUGGAUCUGGAGUUGGUGGGUGAGAAAGUACCGUACUUCUGGGCAGUGUGUCUUUUCGACAGUUUGGCCCUGCCAAUGCGGCUCUGCCCGGAUGUUGAACAUGCUGCUGUAGCUCCUGUGUUGCAUGUCGUUAAUCGAUUCAGACUCAUUUCGGUGUUGGAUGUCAUUAUUCGACAGUAUUUUGAAGCAAAGACUCGGGAGGAUUUCUUGCAAUCCCUGAAGAAGUAUGCUAAGAAGCUGAAGGCCAGCGACCCAGGAGAUUCGAAACGGGAUUCACUGGACGCACAGGGUAUGAAGCACACAGAGCCAAGCCGAAAGGGCCAAGGCCAAGGGCCCAAAAAAGCUGACAAGGAUAUUUUCAAUCUUGCCAGGGACAGGCUGAUUUCGGCCAUGCUCAUCGAGCCAGAGGUUCUUCAUGUUGUUUACUGUUUCCAGCACCAGUUCAGAAUCCUCUUCAACUGCUAUGCACCCAAAGGACACAUGCAAUUCACAGAGCUAUGGCAGUUUUGUGUAGACUUUCAGCUGACCCCGCGGUUCAUUCCGGAACAGCAGCUCCGUAGGGCCUACGAAGCUGCCGAGUGCUUUUUGGUCCUUGCCCCGCGAUUAGUCAGGAAGCCUCCGCGUGCGUCGAAAGCGCGGGGCAAAGCCAAGGAUGGAAAGGGACGUUCCAAAGCUGCAUCGUCACCGAUUCCACCAGCACCAGGGACGGAAAGGGAACGCCUUCACAGCACCGACUCCGCAGUGUCUUCGACUCUUUCAGAAAAUGAGCAGCACGAGUGCGAAACCGUUUUUGGUGCAAAUGCUUUUGUUGAGACACUUUGCAGGGUAGCUUUCCUCUACCUUGGCUUCUAUGGCAGCACAUUGCAGCAGAGCACCUCCUCCUACUUCAAGGUGACAUGGCUUGUGAGCUACUUGCGUCGGAUGUCAUGUCUGAUGCUUGACAAUCCACCGGAAAUGCCAGACCCAGAGGCCGCAAGCGGGGCAGCUGCGUUGGUGACUCAGUUGCCUGGUCUGUGGGAUGACUUCUCCGAGGACCCAGGUGGCCAGAGCCUGCUGCAACCUCAUCCUGGACCUGGAAAUCGAAAGCCACUACGCCGACAAUCCAGGCAGCAAAGCAUGGCACCCAGCCUAAAGCCAAGCAAACAAACCCGAGAUGCUGCACUCUCCCUGAAGAAGCAGAAAACCAUGAGCAACAUACGAGAAGCAGUAAAGAACUUGGGACGGGCAGCCUUGGUUGUCAAGAAGAUGGCAGAAACCCAGCAGUUGAGUGGAGUGGUUCCGAGAAAAUUGGAUGACUCCUCGAGUGAAGAGGACAUUCCACAGCCCAGCCCCUCAAAACUUACACUCUCAAACAAUGAGACCAAGGAACGAAUUGCAGCUCUGACAACCAGGAUGGCAGUUUCCUUCCAUAAGCCCAAGAAGCAGAAGAAGACAAACACCAAUGACAUGCCAGUGGAAGAGUUGUUCAAAGUGGAAGCAGGGAAACCAGCAGUUGUGAACGGCAUUUGCCAGCUCUGUGGGAGAAGCCGAGAAGACACCCGCCUCGGAAAUCCGGCCUGCCGUGGCUGUUCAAUCGUUGAUUCCAUCCACUUGCAGGCUCAUCCGUUUGCACGGCUGCUGUCUCUUGACUCAAAUCCCUACGGAAAUGCCAAGGUACUGAGGCCCAGGGCCAAAGCUCACACUGGAGAACGGUUGCGCCCUGCUUUUAGGCUACCCGAAGUAGAGCUACCACGAAUUGAAUCGCAAGCGCUCCUUGACUAGUUACACGAGCUGCUGGCAUUUGCGCCAGAGGCAGAAGCAAGGCCAGUCUUGGUAGUGUUGUUGGACACCGCUGAUGAGGGGAAGCACAUUGUGCGUCUCACCACUUGGAAAAACCGAGUGACUCAGUGAACAUGAAGUCAACUCCCAAAGGAUUCCAGCUUGGAGUUUGAAAGAGGGCACCAGGCUGUGACGGAGACCGGCGCUACCAGAGCCAGGGCCGCCAGGGUUUCACGUUUGG
Molecule: messenger RNA, 3371 nt
Organism: Cladocopium goreaui
Lineage: Eukaryota; Dinophyceae; Suessiales; Symbiodiniaceae
Source: the annotation of a GenBank genome assembly